Exaiptasia diaphana is the source of this 1173-nucleotide messenger RNA. RefSeq lists its product as uncharacterized. The coding region runs from base 1 to 1173 and encodes 390 amino acids. The transcript is spliced from 7 exons. Lineage: Eukaryota; Metazoa; Cnidaria; Anthozoa; Actiniaria; Aiptasiidae. The record is from RefSeq and is a predicted model, not a curated record.
AUGGAGAAAUAUCAUCAAAAAACAAGGAAGCCGAAGAAGAGGAAAACCGCUACCCCAGGUCCAUCAGGAAUAAACACAUGUCACGAUUGUGGGGAUGUCGUGGAUGCAAGAAAUCCUCUGGUGGAAGAACCUCUGCCGGAAGUACCAGAAGACACUGUGCAGGAAACACCACGACAAGAAGAUAAUGAAACAAUACAAGAGAACUACCUUUUCCCGAUUAUUCACCUCCAUUGGAAAAUGUACCAAGAGAGUCUGCUUCAGAAAGUGAACGAUGAGUGUGAAGGGAAGAUAACAGUGGCAGGAGAUGCUCGCCAUGAUUCGAUGGGGCACAAUGCAAAAUAUGGCGCAUACUCAGUAUUGUGUUCUGACAUAGCCAAGAUCAUACAUUUUUCACUUGUCCAGAGAAAUCAAGCAGAUAGCAGUAAUGCGAUGGAAUAUGUUGGUUUCAAAAACUGCAUGGAAUUCCUUUUGGAGGAAAAUGGCCUGCCGAUUAGUACUUUUGUGUCAGACAGACAUACCUCGAUUUGUAGCCACAUGAAAAAAGAGUUGAAAGAUAUCAAGCACUACUUUGACCUAUGGCACUUGAAAAAGAAAAUAAGGAAAGUCCUUGUCAAAUUAGCAAAGGAGAAGAACUGUGAGGUGCUGAAAACCUGGAUCAAGCCAUGCGAGAACCACCUUUAUUGGAGCGCCAUGUCGACACAAAGUGGCAAGGGAGACAUAAUCUGGGCAAAAUUCAAGUCAUUCCUGAGCCAUGUGGUAAACAAACAUGAUGGCCUUGACGAACCAUUAUUCAACAAGUGUGGCCAUGGACAGAUUAGGGACAGAACAUGGUUGGAAAAAGGUUCAGUAGCACAUGAUAAAAUGGUGGCAGAACUAACCAAAGCUAGCCUUAUCAGAGGCAUAAAACAAGCAUCUCCACUUUACCAGACAAGUGGACUGGAAGGCUUUCAUUCUGUUGUCAAUUUCUUCGCUCCAAAGAUGAUUGCAUUCUCAUAUGUUGGAAUGUACUGCAGACAUAUCUUGGCAAUUUUACACUUCAACAGCAAUGCAUAUAGGGACAUAAAAUACAAGCCAGAUGGUACAGAACAAGUGAGAGUGUCGUAUCCAAAGUUCAAGUAUGGAGAAGCAACCGUAAGAAAUGUUCGCGUGGCUAAGAAGUUUGGUAAGACAUGA